UGCCGUCAUCUGAGCGCGCCGGGCCCGAGCGGAACGCGGCGGCAGGCAUGGCGCUUUUCCAUGUCGCCCGUUACGGGGGCUUAGAGGAGGCCGGGGAGGAGGCUGAGGCGGAUGGCCGGGCGCGGGCGCUGCUGGAGCGGCUGCGGCGCCGGGCCCGAGAGCGGCAGCUGCAGAAGCAGCAGCCGCAGCAGGAGCCACCGCAACAGGAGCCUGCGGAGGAGGCCCCGCAGACCGCACAGGCCGCGGGGAAGCGGCGGCGGCGGCCGCGCAGAACACGGAGACGCGAGGGCGGCGGGACUCCGGGGAACCCGCAAAUGCUGCCCGGCAAGCGGCGGAAAACGGACAGCGAGAACGCGGGCGCAGAAAGCAAAGAGCGGGAGCCGGAGGACGAAAGCGUCGGCGCGGAAGACGCGGGGCCACCAGAGGGAUCCCCGGAAGAGGCCCCUGGGCCCUCAGCCCACGCCCUGGUGCUCGGGGGCUUCGGGAGAAGCAGGACGCCAAAGGUCCAGCCUUUCCUGCCCGUGUGGUUAGCUCAACCAAGCUGUGUUGGAAAGAAUGUCACCGAAGGCCAGGUGCCUAUCGAGGACAUCCCUGAAGUGCACCCAGACCUUCAGAAGAAGUUGCAUGCACAGGGCAUCUCGUCCUACUUUCCAGUACAGGCAGCAGUGAUUCCUGCUCUCCUGGAAAGCACAGCCUGCGGGUUUCUGGUGAGCAGAGGUGGCUACCGGCCUAGUGACCUCUGUGUUUCGGCCCCCACGGGCAGUGGGAAGACUUUGGCCUUUGUCAUCCCUGUGGUGCAGGCCCUGCUACAUCGAGCUGUGUGCCAGGUUCGCGCCCUGGUUGUGCUGCCAACCAAGGAGCUGGCCCAGCAGGUGAGCAAAGUGUUCAACGUCUACACAGAUGCCACUCCUCUGCGGGUUGCCCUGGUCACUGGGCAGAAGUCACUGGCCAAGGAGCAGGAGAGCCUCGUGCAGAAGACACCACAUGGCUUUCGCUGCCUGGCUGACAUUGUGGUAGCCACCCCUGGCCGCCUGGUGGACCACGUUGACCAGACCCCAGGGUUCAGCCUCCAGCACCUCCGCUUCCUGAUCAUCGAUGAAGCUGAUCGGAUGAUCGACAGCAUGCACCAGUCCUGGCUGCCGCGGGUGAUGGCGGCAGCCUUCCCAGGCGAGGGUACCAAGGGUCCCUUAGCUCUGCUGCAGAGAACACAGCUCCAGGCUGUGACAGCUGCCAGCAUCUCCUGUCCCCAGAUGCCACUGCAGAAACUACUCUUUUCAGCCACUCUCACCCAGAACCCUGAAAAGCUGCAGCAGCUCGGCCUCUACCAGCCCCGGCUCUUUUCUACAGGGUCAGCACCUGGGGGCCCCAGAGACCCUGACGUUGAUGAGGACAGGGACUCAGGUGGGAAGUACACCUUCCCCGCAGGGCUCACGCAUCACUACAUACCCUGUAGCCUCCGCUUGAAGCCGUUAGUCAUUCUGCACCUGAUCCUGGAAAUGAACUUCUCCAGGGUCCUCUGUUUCACCAACUCCCGUGAGAACUCCCACAGGCUGUUCCUGCUGGUUCAGGCUUUCGGGGGUGUGACUGUGGCUGAGUUCUCCUCCCGCUAUGGGCCUGGUCAGAGGAAGACAAUCUUGAAGCAGUUUGAACAGGGGAAGAUUCAGCUCCUCAUCAGCACAGACGCCACAGCCCGCGGCAUCGAUGUGCAGGGCGUGCAGCUGGUGCUGAACUACGACGCCCCCCAAUACCUGCGGACCUAUGUGCACCGGGUUGGAAGAACCGCCCGUGCUGGGAAAAGCGGACAGGCCUUCACGCUGCUUCUCAAAGUGCAGGAGAGGAGGUUCCUGCGGAUGCUGGAGGAGGGCGGGGUGCCCGGGCUGGAGCGGCAUGAUACCCCCAGUGAGCUGUUGCAGCCGCUGGUCCCACGAUAUGAGGCUGCCUUGUCCCAGCUGGAGAGGGCCGUCAAGGAAGAGCGGAGGCAGAAGGAGGCCUAGGCCAGGGCUCAGGACAGACCAGCAAGGGGCCUGGUUGCCUCUGGGAUAUUAUUCAUCUUCUUUCUGGAAACAUCCUGCAUACUGGCAGCUGGACAUGUGACUAAAGACAGGGACGCCUUAGACAAAAGGGCCUUCAUCCCAAGCACCAUGAUGCCUCAGGCCGGGACCCUGGACAUGAGGUACUUUUUUGGCCCCACCAGACCCACUGGGGGAGCUCAAGCUCAAGACUGAGGAGCAUGCAGAGGUCAGCCUCCAGUUGGGCAGUCCUUCUGGAAACAGGGCUUUAGCAAAACUGUUUACGCUGACUCAGAGCUGACACGAUGGCACCUGUCGUGUUCAGCUGACAGUAAGGGUCAGCCUGAGGUGGCUAGGAACUCAGCUCUUAUAACAACCAUCCUACCUCUGAAAGGGGUCCCUGAGUCCCUCGCCUUUGGAGUGAACCACCAGCUACUCUGUAGCCAACCCAGGAAGGAGCCAUUCCCUACGAGUCGUCACAGAAACCAGAGGGGACACUGACACUUUUCUUCAUGGUCAUCGCAUGUGACACGAAGGUACAGACGGCCGCCUUCGGAGAGCUGACUGCUGUGUGUGCGAUAGCCUCGUUUCUGAAACUUGUGCUGACAGUAAAGCAAGCUCAAAAAAACAGGACUAAGCUGUGGCUCCUCACCUCUGCCUGAAGGUGUUGGCAGGGUAACGACCAGACACAUGCGUCAUCCAUGUGCUCACGGGAUGGAGGGGCCGCUUACAGGAGAGCAUGUGGGCUGUAGAUUGUGCUCUGUGUACACAGCCUGCCCUCGGUUCUGUACAGGCCACUCAUGGCUCGCUGAGUACAUGCCAGGACUAAGGCCUGGGACGCGGAGGGACACGCAGGAGCAGGGCAACCGCGGCUUCCCCGUGUCCACGCAGCCUCAAACCAGGCCUGUCAGGUCCAGCCCUAAGCUUCUGGGUGUGCACAUGGAGCUGAGCACAGCCCCCAGCCUCGUCCUUUCUGACAUUGGGAUGUGUCACCAUCACAGGGCUCACCUUCCUCAGCCGGGCCUGCUGCUGACUCAGGGCCUCCCCAGUGGCCAGAGCCUGCCGGGGACCCAGUGUUGACAGGGAGGCCGUGGUCACCACCUGCAGCUGCAUCGCUUUCUGCAGGACUGCCUGGGCCACUGGAAGCACCUGACCCGCUGUUGUCCAGCUGUGGCCAGAAACAGUGUAUCAGAGGGACGCGGUUACAGAAAGCUUGGCACCCUGCUCAUCUUCCUGAGGGGCUGGAAGCAGUGUGUGCAAGUGGGGACUGCAGCCACUCUGAGUCACUUGUCAUUAAGCCUCAGUGUUGGAUGAAUCCGGUUUAUUAAAAAGCAGUGCCCAGAAUUACCCAAAUCCUGCUUGUGGUCAAUAAACAGCCCCCACUGA
Molecule: messenger RNA, 3395 nt
Organism: Sus scrofa (pig)
Lineage: Eukaryota; Metazoa; Chordata; Mammalia; Artiodactyla; Suidae
Gene: DDX51
Product: DEAD-box helicase 51
Molecular function (GO): nucleic acid binding; ATP binding
Source: RefSeq, a predicted model, not a curated record